CGCCAUGAUGGGGAGCGGCGGGAAACACAAAUAAGCUUUUCGUCGUGCAUUUCUAUGGGAGUCGAUUUAUUUCUGUUCUUGUGGAUUGUAAAGACUCUUCAGCAUGGUUCAAGAGUUUCAUGUUCUGAGAUGUUUUUCCUGUCAGACCUUUCAAGUGCAGCAGGUGAAAAAGGCUAAGAAAUGGACUUGUAAAGUGUGCGGUGAAAAGCAGUCGCUGAUAAAGGAGUUUGGCCGUGGUGCUGCCGCUGACUGCAGACGCCAUGUUCAGAAGCUCAAUGCUCUGCGUGGGGAGCAGCACCAGCUCAACACUCAAAAGCUGCUGGAACAGGGGGAUGAAGAUGAAAAGAAUGAGAAUGAAAAUGUUUAUGAAGUUCUGGAUCAUAAAUCAGAGCAGGAAGAGGCUCAUGUCAGCCGUUGGAGUAAAUACACCGAUCAAACUGCUGAGGGUCCAAACGAAGAAGAUGAGGAAGAAGAUGAGAAUGUUUACACAGAAAGACCCCAAUUCAGAAUCCAAGGAACAAGGAAAAGGAAGAAAAUGUCCAGUUUAGAGACUUUUGGUGAGAAUUAUGAUAACUACGAGGAGUCAAGAGCUGGUUAUUCGAAGUUUAAGAAACAGGCUUAUCUGCCACUACAAGUUGAGAAGAGGCCCAGUUCAUCAUGGAAUAAAGGAAGCGUUUCCAAAUGUUCACACAGUGACAGGCCAGAUGAUGUGGACCCAAGUGCUAGCACAAAACUCUCAUCAUCCCGACAGGCUGUUGGCCAUUACCCUAUAGCUUGCUUUAGUUCUGCAAACACCAUGGAAAACCCUGUUGGAAAUAAACAGCAGUUUGAAUCUUCCUAUAAGCCUCCAACUGCUGAUGUAAACAAGCGCCCUCCCAUCCAUAGCGAAAACCACUCUGUUUCUUCUCAUCAGCCAUUUGGUGAAUCUACGAUUGAGAACAAGGACUCCAAGUGGAGUAAAUUUCUCACCAUCAUCCCCACUCAGGACACAGAAGAGUAUGAUUAUGAAUCUCAAAAUGGUAAGAAAAUGGGUAUUUCUUAUUUCACAAAAGCAGAUACUGGUGUGGAUUUUGAAGAGCGCCAAUGUCCAGCAGAUGAAAAAAAGGACAGUGGUGUUCUAAACAGACAGAAGGACGUUGGUGGAAAUGUAUCCUGUCCAACUACCAGUUUCACAAAGUCUGUAGGCUUUGAAAAUGCAGUCUGUAAACAACCUGUACUGCUCAAGGCACCAUAUUCAAGCUUAUCUUUAAACCCACUGUUUUGUACUGAUGAAGACUUUGAUGACACAUUUUAGGUAAGUUUUUUUUUUCAAGGAUGCUUAAAUAUGUUAAGGAAGAAAUA
Danio aesculapii is the source of this 1341-nucleotide messenger RNA. It is a transcript of the gene mrnip, whose product is annotated as MRN complex interacting protein. The transcript has 7 exons. The record is from RefSeq and is a predicted model, not a curated record. Gene Ontology annotation, biological process: mitotic G2 DNA damage checkpoint signaling. NCBI's taxonomy places the organism in Eukaryota, Metazoa, Chordata, Actinopteri, Cypriniformes, Danionidae. Gene Ontology annotation, molecular function: chromatin binding. Bases 104 to 1294 code for a protein of 396 amino acids. Gene Ontology annotation, cellular component: nucleus.